CUUGCCAGCCUACGUUGUUUUUUUAUUGUUAAACUAAAAAGUUCUUAUGUCUAAGCCUACUUGAAGAGUGUCAUUGUUGCCCAUUGUCUGAUGUUGUCACAGUAUAUUGACAGUAACAACAUCAGGUUUCAUUGUCAUGUGCUGGGUUAUUGGGCUAAAUAGCCCCAGGUGUCUACUCACCAGCCAUCUGUUUUGUACAUGGCAUGGCUCUUCACGAUUGCCAUAUAUCACAAUGGAAAGAUACAACUCCAAAUGGUAAAGGGUGGCCAUUACUGCUCUGAUGAGGCACAGUGUUGACUGGGAUCUAUCAGUGCUUUAUUUCUCUUGGUACCACUUCCGGGGCAGGAAAUGGUAGCAAAUUCACACCCUUCACACUGAGGCAUGUACUUGUGUUUUAUCCAGAAGGUGCUAACAGGAAAAAGAACUUGCCCCCCAAAGUGCCUAUAACUCCAAUGCCAAGGUAUUCCAUCAUGGAGACUCCAGUACUGAAGAAAGAACUGGACAGGUUUGGAGUCCGUGCUCUGCCCAAACGCCAGAUGAUUCUAAAACUGAAGGAGAUUUUCCAGUACACUCACCAGACCCUGGAGUCAGACUCUGAAGAUGAGAUCCAGUCCUCCCAGGUGUCCCCAGGAGUCCCUUGCAGCCAAGCCCCUGCCAUCAAGUCCAACAAGCGAUCAAGGUCAGGAGGUUACACCCAGCUCAAGACCACUGCAGGUCUUGGCACUCAAAGGUCCAAGGGUUCCACUAAGACCAAGGGCCCUCAACAUCGAAAGAAGCAGCUCAGUGAAAGCAUCCCCCACCCAAGCAGGUCACCAGCUGGGGAGCCACCUCCAGACCCUAAUGGCAAUGCCCAGCUCCCAGCCUUCCAAGAAUCCAUCGCUGCCUCUGUGGAUGGCAGUGACAGCUCCUUUGGCUCUCAAAGCUCCUCCUGUGAGUUUGGAGCUGCCUUGGAGUCUGCAGGUGAAGACAAGGAGGGUGAAGAAGGGGUCGGUGCAUCACAGGCAGCCAUCCAGGCAGCCAACACAGAGGAGACAGUGAGACGCUAUAUCUGCUCCAAGCCAGCCCUGUACCGCAAGGUACUGAUGUACCAGCCCCUCGAGCUAGCUGAGUUACAGGCUGAACUGAAACAGGAUGGCAUCCACGUGGCCAUGGGCAAGCUGCUGGACAUCCUGGAUGCUCAGUGCAUCACCUUCACGACUGCAGCAGCCAGAAAGGAGAAGCUGAAGCAGAAGAGGCGGCAGCACUUCGGCCGAAAGAAAAAGGGAAGGGAAUGACAGGCCCCACCCUACUAGCCACCUGCCAGAGGACCUGAGCACCUAGUGCAAAUCAGGCCUCCAUAAUCAUCUCUGCCUUGGGACCUCAGCCUGUGUCUGUGGAAAGGACAACAGCCCACUCAUCCUUCUCUGGCUUCCAGCAGCUGGUCAUGUCACUCAAUGAAUUCAGAGCCAGACCCCUCCUUUUUUUUGCCCCAGCAGGGUUCUCACCUGUGUCUUCCUGAGAGGCAGUGUACCACACAGCUGGCCAGGGCAAGGCCUGAUGCUUCCCCACCUGUCAUUCUGUGUCCAUUACACCCAAGCACAACUGCCCCAUGAGGUGUUCUGAGACGGGCAUCAGGUCCAGCCUGCCUUCCCAACACUCAAACCAAUCCCAGCCACACAGCAGUCCAGGCCUUCAUGGGCUUCCUGUACCACCACAGCACAGGUGCUCUUCUGACCCAGUGCCUGCCCAGAUAUUUAUCACUGUCACCAGCAUCCUCCAAGCAGGACCGCGAAUAAGGGCCCAGCCCAACUCUGAAGACACCCCCCUCCAAGCAAGCAUGCUCUUUGCAGGCUCUACGUACAUGUGGUAAAGCCUCCUUGACUCCACAGCCAUGUGGGCCCUGGGGAGGGCCAGAGAAGAAAAAAGUUUGGGUCUCCAUGGCCUGUGAAUGUCCUUAUCUGUUUUAAAUACAGUGUGGUUGGUUUUAUAUGAUGUGCAAUAAAAACAAAGAAGGCUUUAUAGAUGCUACUCCAGAAAA
This is a messenger RNA of Nannospalax galili (Upper Galilee mountains blind mole rat), 2017 nucleotides long. Its product is annotated as structure-specific endonuclease subunit SLX4-like. Gene Ontology annotation, cellular component: Slx1-Slx4 complex; nucleus. Gene Ontology annotation, molecular function: enzyme binding. Lineage: Eukaryota; Metazoa; Chordata; Mammalia; Rodentia; Spalacidae. The transcript has 3 exons. Bases 453 to 1274 code for a protein of 273 amino acids. The record is from RefSeq and is a predicted model, not a curated record. Gene Ontology annotation, biological process: DNA replication; interstrand cross-link repair; resolution of meiotic recombination intermediates.